CUGAACAAUGGAUGCUCGAGAAGGGGCAGCUCGGCUAGAGAUUUCCACCCGGGACCCCCAAGAGGACUUUGAACUUCUCCAGCGGGUUGGCGGAGGGACCUAUGGAGAAGUCUAUAAGGCAAGGAGCAGAGAGUCGGGAAAGCUGUCUGCUAUCAAAAUUGUAAAGAUGGAAGCAGAUGAUGAUUGCGUUGCUAUCCAACAAGAGAUCGUGAUGGUGAAAACCUGCAAACAUCAGAACAUCGUGGCUUACUAUGGGAGUUACAUCCGGUUUAAAAAGCUGUGGAUCUGCAUGGAGUUCUGUGCGGGAGGCUCUCUUCAAGACAUCUAUCAAGUCACGGGCGCCUUGUCUGAGCGACAGAUUGCUUAUAUCUGCCGGGAAACUUUACAAGGUUUGUCUUAUCUUCACAACCAAGGCAAGAUCCAUCGAGAUAUAAAGGGGGCGAACAUUCUUCUCAACGACCAGGGGGAAGUAAAACUGGCUGAUUUUGGAAUCUCAGCUCAACUGAGUGCCACCUUUGCCCGCCGCAUGUCUUUCAUUGGGACCCCUUACUGGAUGGCCCCGGAAGUGGCGGCUGUGGAACUGAAAGGGGGCUACAACGAACGGUGUGACGUGUGGUCGGUGGGCAUCAUGGCAAUUGAGCUGGCUGAGUUGCAGCCCCCCAUGUUUGAUAUGCAUCCUUUGCGGGUGCUGGUGUUGAUGACCAAGAGUGGCUACCAGCCUCCAAAGUUAAAAGAGAAGGCCCGGUGGUCCCCAGCCUUCCACAACUUUGUCAAGGUGACACUAACCAAAAGUCCCAGGAAACGGCCGAGCGCCUCCAAGAUGCUGACGCACCAGUUUGUAACCCAGGCAGGGCUGACGCAGAGCCUGACCCUUGACCUCUUGGAGAAAGUCCACAAUCCUGACCAGCUCCCCAGAGGUGAGACGGAAGAAGAGGACCAAGAGCUGCCUCCACCCCCAGUGCCCCGAAGAAUACGCUCCAGUCAGCGGCAAGGCGUGACUUCUCCAGGAUACGCUGGUGCCCAGGGUAUGGAGAUCAUGCAAGACCCAGGCUACAGUACGAUGGACAACCCUGGAUCUGACUUCAGCAGCAGAAAGAAAGUAGACGACUCGGACUACGAUGAUGUGGAUAUGGACACUCAACCUGCCAAUCUCCCACCCCCACUACCCCCCAAGGUAAACCUUCUGUGGGAGCAAAUCCCAGAACUGCGUUCAGAUCCCUUGGAGGAGAGGCCACCCAGCCUUCCUCCUAAGUCGGAGAGGAGACAGAAACCGGACAGGGCCCUCUUCAAGAAGGUCUUCAACGAGUGUCCCUUGCACCUCACCUCGGCCACCGCUUGGACCCAUCCACACACCAAUGAGCUGCACUUAAUUCUGGGGGCCGAAGAAGGGAUCUUCACCUUGAACCGGAGUGAGACAGAGCCUGCCCUAGAACUGCUUUAUCACAGCCGAACGACGUGGGUCUAUUGCAUAGCAAACGUGCUCAUGUCCCUUUCGGGCAAGGUUCCCCAGCUCUUCUCCCACAAUUUACUGGGUCUGCACGAGCAGAGCAAGAGAGACCAGCGCCAGGCGGUGUCCCUGUCCCCACACCGACUGUUACCCAGGAAAAACAUCACCACCACCAAGAUUCCUGACACGAAGGGAUGCCAAAAAUGUUGCACAGCCAGGAAUGCCCAGAACAAUUGCCACUUUCUCUGUGGAGCAUUAGAGGCGGGGGUGGUUCUAUUACAAUGGUAUGAACCCAUGCAGAAAUUCAUGCUGGUCAAGUACUUCGAUUUCCCCCUGCCUUCCGUGCUGCCCAUUUUCGAGAUGCUAAUAACCCCCGACGAGGAAUAUCCGGUGGUCUGCAUUGGGGUCAGCAAGGGCCUCCCAGGACAGGCCGUGCAGUUCCAAGUCAUUAACCUCAAUUCCUUAACCUCCUGGUUUAUCAGCGACAAAAGUGAGCCUUCCUGCUGUGGCUUCGUCCAGGUGACUCAGUUGGAUAACAAGUCGGUGAUGGUUCUUAUGGAUGGAUGCAUCCAGUUUGUCAGCCUCCGGGGGGUGCUGCUUGGAUCCCCACCGAAACUGACCUUCGACGUAGCAGUGGAGUCAGUCGCACUGGUGCAGAACUGCGUGCACGCAUUUUGGUGUCAUGGUGUGCAGACACGGCCACUUGGACCAGGGCAGGUAGCACAGAAGCUGCAGGAUCAACAGUGGACCUUCCGCCUACUGAGACCCUCCAGCACCAUUGUGUUAGAGACGCGGCCAGUGAAUAAUCCAAAUUCUACCAGCAAUCUUUACGUGCCCGAAUGACGACGGUCCCACCUCAACCUGUAAGUUGCCCAGACUGACAAUCUCCCACCCUCCGGAACUGAUUCCUCAAAGAAGAACAAGUGAUGGGGAAGAGGACUCUCUGUCAGAUGCUUCAGGAAGCUGGCAAGACAGGACUGGAAGUGGGAAAUUGCAAAGCCCAACCCCUCAGCAUCUUCACCCUGAAGCAGCCAGGGGCAUCAAUGCCCUAGUUUUAUGCUUCUCUUUACGUGCCAUUCAGCCUCAGUAAACAGUAUGUUCAGUU
This is a messenger RNA of Protobothrops mucrosquamatus (brown spotted pit viper), 2552 nucleotides long. It is a transcript of the gene MAP4K1, whose product is annotated as mitogen-activated protein kinase kinase kinase kinase 1. Gene Ontology annotation, biological process: protein phosphorylation. Bases 8 to 2290 code for a protein of 760 amino acids. The record is from RefSeq and is a predicted model, not a curated record. Gene Ontology annotation, molecular function: ATP binding; MAP kinase kinase kinase kinase activity. NCBI's taxonomy places the organism in Eukaryota, Metazoa, Chordata, Lepidosauria, Squamata, Viperidae. The transcript has 29 exons.